Molecule: messenger RNA, 3650 nt
Organism: Corythoichthys intestinalis (scribbled pipefish)
Lineage: Eukaryota; Metazoa; Chordata; Actinopteri; Syngnathiformes; Syngnathidae
Gene: epn1a
Product: epsin 1a
Exons: 14
Coding region: 488-2491 (667 amino acids)
Biological process (GO): endocytosis
Cellular component (GO): endosome; plasma membrane; clathrin vesicle coat
Molecular function (GO): clathrin binding; phospholipid binding
Source: RefSeq, a predicted model, not a curated record
GUCGUUGCGAGCGGAAGCGGAAACUCGGCCAUCUCCUCCUCGCUCAAACAUUCGGGCUACACCAACGGGGUCAGCCCACACGCUCCUAUUUGAACCUUUCUCGUGCUUUCUCGUCACUUAUGUGGCUAACGUUUUGCAUUUGAAUGGCGCCGCGUCGCGCUCUGCCUUGCUCUCGAAGCCGGGCAUGCCUCCGCUAAACUCGGGCCGUUUCGCAGUCCAGCUGGCCAACUAGCAUCUGCUAGCUCGCUGGCUAAUCUGUCCUAGCCGCAAGCAGCAAGUGACACCUUUGACCACUCACUGUCUACAUCUUCCGGCGUCUGUAAUUUUGUGAUCCGAUGUUGCCACGGGAAGAGAAAAGACAUUGUUCGCUGUGAAUGUGUGGCGCACCAGAACGCAAGGCCACCCCGCGUACUGAGAGGAGAGACCCCGAUUCUGCAUUAUUCUUGCGUAACAGAUUCCAACUCAGCUCGAAGGCCCGACGGUUGCCAUGUCGACCUCAUCGCUACGGCGACAAGUGAAGAACAUCGUCCACAACUAUUCAGAGGCUGAAAUCAAGGUUAGAGAAGCGACAUCCAAUGACCCAUGGGGACCCAGCAGCUCUCUGAUGUCAGAGAUCGCCGAUCUGACCUACAAUGUCGUGGCCUUCUCUGAAAUUAUGAGCAUGGUGUGGAAGCGCCUCAAUGACCACGGCAAGAACUGGAGACAUGUCUACAAGGCCAUGACUUUAAUGGAGUAUCUGAUCAAGACGGGUUCUGAGCGGGUCGCCCAGCAAUGUCGAGAAAACAUUUACGCAGUCCAGACCCUCAAGGAUUUUCAAUACAUCGACAGGGACGGCAAAGACCAGGGUGUGAAUGUGCGCGAAAAAGCCAAACAGCUGGUGACCCUGCUGAAAGACGAAGAACGACUAAGAGAGGAGCGGAUCCACGCCCUCAAAACCAAAGAGAAGAUGGCACAGACUUCCAGUGCUUCUUCGGCACCCUCAGCACCCAACCUCGGGGGCAGCCUGUCGCUGGGGUCCCACUCCGGCGGCGCAGACCCCGAGCAGGCGUGGCCGCAGAGUUCCGGAGAGGAAGACCUGCAGCUCCAACUGGCUCUGGCCAUGAGCAAAGAAGAAGCCGAGCAGACUAGCAAGGACCCUCUGGAGGAUGCAGAGAUCCGCUAUGCAAUCACACUCAGCAAAGAGAUGCUCCAAGAGGAGGAACGACUGCGCAGAGGCGACGACUUGCGACUGCAGAUGGCCAUUGAAGAGAGCAAGAGGGAGAAGGCCAAGCCAGAAGAGAGUGCUCUAAUGGAGUUGAGUGCUGUGGACCCUUGGGGGGCCCCUGCUGCCGCCGCCGCCGCUCCCACACCCACCGUAGGCUCAGCCGGUCCUUCCCCUCCGCCAACACUUCCCAUCGCCACUUCAGGCCCGUGGGCAGCACCUGCCGCAGACCCAUGGGGUGUGGCCUCACCCACUUCCCCUACCAGCGCUGACCCCUGGGGCGGAGGGCCGCCGCCAACCAUAGCUCCUCCUCCGGACCCGUGGGGCGAGACAUCCAACAAAGUUAACAAUGUGGAUCCCUGGGGAAGCUCAGCUGUGACACCCCCCAGUGUCGACCCCUGGGGCCCCACAAUGCCACCCAGCACUUCCUCCUCAGGGGGGCCCAUAGACCCCUGGGCGAAGGACGUGCUUGUCCCCGCCUCUGACCCAAUCACCUCCGACAUCUGGAACGACUCUGCCAAUCACACUAACGGCACAGGAGACCCCGAGCGACGAGGGUCCUCAGCGACAGGAUGCAACAGCACCGGCUCUCCAGUUCCCUUUGACCUCUCCUCCCUAGGUUCCUCCCUACCUGUUCGCAAGACCCCAGAGUCCUUCCUCGGGCCCAAUGCGGCUCUGGUGGAUCUCGACUCACUGGUGUCGUCCAAACCUAAACCCAAACAGCCGCCCCCUCCAUCCAUCAACGCCUCAUCGGCGCACAACCCCUUCCUCCAGAACACAGGAACCAAAAGUAAUGGGACAAUUGGCAGCUCAUCUGUUCCAUGGCCAGGCUCGUCUCCAGCACCCGGCAUGGCCGUGACCCCGGGCAGCACCAUCUCUAGCCGCGGCGUGUCUCCCACACCGGCCUCGUCCAACCCUUUCGGCGUGGCUCCUGCCAUGAGCUCCAUUUCACCUCAGCCCUCGUCCCUGGGCCUGAGCGGCCUUCGCACCAGCCCCGUGCCUCCCAACCCCUUGCUGGGCAUGGCGCCCCCCGGAAUGAGCCUGGGGCCCAUGAACGCGGGGCCCCCCGGAAUGGGCCUGAGCAUGAUGCCGGCCGGCCCCGUGGCCAUGAGCUACAGCGGGCUCUCCCCGAUGGCGCCGCCGGGUUCCGCUAUGCUAGGUCCCGGAGCGGUGGCUCCCCCUCAGCUGAUUUUGGGCGGGCCUGGUAGGGCGGGUGCAGUGAUGGGCACAGGCGGCGCGGUGGGAGGCGCAGGAACGACAGGAGCCAGCACUAAUCCCUUUCUUCUUUGAGGACGAGUCGCCACCCUUCCGUUUUAAAACCUCUUCGUCUCAACCUGCUGCUCCCUUUUUAACAUCCACAAAUGUCCACAAAAGAAAACCUCCUUUCCGUUUGUCCAAAAGCAUUUCACAGACGACUCAUUUACACCACGUUCAUUUCCAGAGGGGUUAUUAAAAAAAUAUUUAUUUAGUCGUCUUCAUGUUCCGCGUGACACUCAUGUCUAACAUUUGCAGCCGCCGAAGACUAACACUGAACCUGGUAGAAGAUACGUGUGCAUGAAGAAUGAUUUUUUUUAACCAACUUCACAUGGACUGAGGAGAAAAAAAAAAUCAACAUUUCAGGUACAAUGUGGUCGAAUCAUUUUAAUUAAUUUAAGAUUAAUUUAUUGUAUUUUUAUCCACUUUUGGGAAGAAUUAAGAAAAAUCUAAUGUGAUCACGCCAUAUAUAAAUAAAUCAAAUGCUUAUUUUCCUUAUUUCCUAUUUGCUGUGGAAGCCGAAUCGGCGCUUCGACUGAUCUGACUCAUGUAUGAGAAAAGUAACGCGACGGUGGCGAAAACUUAUUCGUGCAAGUCUGAAAUAUUUCCAAUGCCUUUCUGUGUACGUAUUUCAAGAUGUCGUUCUUUUCUUGUGUUCUGUCUUGUUUCAGUGACUCACGAGAAGACAUUUGCAUCCUAUCGUUUUGUUUUGAAAGACUAACCUGUAUUACUACUCUGCAAUCUUGGAAUUUCAAGGUAUUUCUAAGGGUCGCACAUUUUGGCUGCCAAUGGGAAUUCAUUUUUGAUAAUCCACACCAUUUCAACCACGUUUGUACGUCCUUUUGUUUCGCCCCACGUUGCUGUUGUGAAUAGACAAUGAUGAAUGAGUGUGAAAAAGACAAACAUGAGAGACUUGACAAUGUGCGCCAAUGCUGUUCUUUUAAUUUACACAUUUUAUAUCGACAAGAAGAAGGAAAAACUAAUCUUAUAGCGGGUAAUUGUGUGCUGUUGACUGUGAACAUUCACAUUUGACAAAAGAAAUUUAUGAGAUUUUAUUGGGGGGGCAAACAGGAUGAGGGGAUAUGGCUGGUUUCAUGCUUGUGCUGUACUUUAAUGUCUUUAUCCUAUUUGCAAUUUUUACUGCUGCAGAGUACAAUAAUGUGACAAAAAUAAAUGUAUAUUUUAUUUUCCUUGA